Molecule: messenger RNA, 387 nt
Organism: Microthlaspi erraticum
Lineage: Eukaryota; Viridiplantae; Streptophyta; Magnoliopsida; Brassicales; Brassicaceae
Source: the annotation of a GenBank genome assembly
AUGGAGAACAAAAGAGUAGUGAUGUUGGUUACAAUGAUGAUAGUGAUGGCAAUGGGCAACCUCGUGAUUCAGACAGAAGCUCAAGCUUCUCCUUCUCCAUUUGGAAAGUGUUAUCCAUGUUGUCUUGUGAAUUGUGUCAUUGAGAAAAAGUUGCCAACUGGUCUUACGUGUCCAUUCACUUGUCUAGUAACUUGUAUUGCUCCUCCAACUAUAACUCCUUCUCCAAUGAUGACUUUGGCAAACGAAAUCGACCACACUGAUUACUUCUGCAAACUUGGUUGUGCUACUCAGCAUUGUGCCUCUCUUUCUUCUAUCCAAAAUCCGAAUGCAGACAAAGUUGCCGACUGUGUGGAUUCAUGCUCGAACAAGUGUUCCAACAAAAACUAA